GAAUCUUUUCGAACAUUGCUAUUUAGUGAGCUCGAGUGAUAAAAUUUUUACUCCUCAGUGUAAUUUUAAUUCUUAAAAAUGUUUUCGUGGCUUAAGAAAGAAAAAGAAUCUGCCGAAGUCGUGGAAACGGCUUUGAAUGAGAUGAAAAAGAUUUAUAAAACUAAGCUUUUGCCUUUAGAAGAGUACUAUUGUUUCCACGAAUUCCAUAGUCCCAAACUUGAAGACCCAGACUUUGAUGCAAAACCAAUGAUUCUUCUUGUGGGGCAAUAUUCAACAGGAAAAACAACCUUCAUUCGAUACUUACUUGAAAGAGAUUUUCCUGGCAUCCGUAUUGGACCGGAGCCUACAACCGAUCGAUUCAUUGCUGUUAUGUAUGAUGACAAAGAAGGAGUAGUACCAGGAAAUGCACUUGUGGUUGAUCCCAAUAAACAAUUUCGACCGCUUAGUAAAUAUGGCAAUGCGUUUUUGAAUCGUUUCCAAUGCUCAACUGUUGCUUCGCCUGUUCUAUCAGCAAUUUCAAUUGUUGACACACCAGGAAUAUUGUCGGGAGAAAAGCAGAGAGUUGAUCGAGGCUAUGAUUUUACAGGCGUUUUAGAAUGGUUUGCUGAACGUGUUGAUAGAAUAAUUCUUCUUUUUGAUGCACACAAACUCGAUAUUUCUGAUGAAUUUCGUCGUUCCAUCGAAGCUCUUCGAGGUCACGACGACAAAAUCAGAAUUGUACUGAAUAAAGCUGAUAUGGUUGACCAUCAGCAGUUAAUGAGAGUUUAUGGUGCUUUAAUGUGGAGCUUAGGGAAAGUUCUGCAAACCCCCGAAGUGGCUCGAGUUUAUAUUGGGUCAUUUUGGGAUCAGCCUUUACGUUACGAUGUUAAUCGUAGAUUAUUUGAAGAUGAAGAACAAGAUUUGUUCAGAGAUCUUCAAUCUUUGCCUCGCAAUGCAGCAUUAAGAAAACUUAACGAUUUAAUUAAACGUGCUCGACUAGCAAAAGUUCACGCUUACAUCAUUUCGGAAUUGAGAAAAGAUAUGCCAAGUGUAUUUGGCAAAGAUAGUAAGAAGAAAGAUUUGAUAAAGAAUAUCGGAACAAUUUAUGAUCGUCUUCAAAGAGAACAUCAAAUAUCGCCGGGGGAUUUUCCCGACAUUAAAAAAAUGCAAGAAGUUCUUCAAAAUCAUGAUUUUUCAAAGUUCCACUCACUCAAGCCUCAUUUGAUUGAGACAGUUGAUCGCAUGCUUGCAACUGACAUCGCUCGAUUAAUGAGUAUGAUUCCUCAAGAAGAAAGUGAAAUGGUCUCGGAGCCUAUGAUUAAAGGUGGCGCCUUUGAGGGAAUUGAAGAUCAUAUCUCGCCAUUUGGCUAUAAACGAGGCGAAGGUAUUGAUGCAGGUUCAGGUGAAGUUGAGUGGAUUUGUGGACGUGAUCGUGCGAGAACUGAUCCACUAUUUGAAUCAUUGAAUCCUAUCGAUGGGAAAAUUAGUGGUGCAGCCGCAAAAUCAGAACUCAUCAAAUCGAAGCUUCCAAAUUCGGUGCUAUCAAAAAUUUGGAAACUUUCCGAUGUUGAUUGUGACGGUUUCUUAGACAUGGAAGAGUUUGCACUUGCAAUGCAUUUGAUUAAUGUUAAGAUUGAUGGUAAUGAACUACCAAACAUCCUGCCCGAUCAUCUUGUUCCACCGUCGCACAAAAAUUAAUUGUGAUUUGACUGUAGUUAUCACGCAAUAUAAAACGGACAAAGUAUAAAAUCUUCUCGCUUAUCACUGUUAUUUAAUCUUCAUUAUUAUUAUAAUAAUAAAUAUUGUUUGGAUUAUGAAGGACUUUUAACAUUUGUGGUAGAUUUAAAGCUAAAAGCGUGAUCUAGAAUCGUGUUGUAACAUCUCAGUUUUUCUCAUCUUACUUUCAAACAAGUGUUGAAUGUCCCAUUUAUGAUAAAUGUAAUAAACAUUAAAUAUUUGUUUAAUUAUUAUCGAUCAGUUGCAAGCAAUGAUCAGGCACCAAUAUGUGUUUUUUUUUCUUUUACCUUUUUUCAUCACAUUCGUUUGAAUUAUUUAGUAAUUUUCUUCCUCUUUUUGUUUUAUUGAAAUCAUUUAUGAAUAAAUCCUAGAAAAAUUAUUAAUAUUAUUAAUUAAUUACCGUACAUAAAAUGAAUUAUAUUUGAAAUAGAUUUUUGAGAUAAAAAAUGUAUAUUUUUGACUUAAGCUUUAAAACCAAACUACGAAUAAACAUUUUCGAAACAAAAA
Messenger RNA from Clunio marinus, 2223 nucleotides. Lineage: Eukaryota; Metazoa; Arthropoda; Insecta; Diptera; Chironomidae. The record is from the annotation of a GenBank genome assembly.